UGUAACGGAAGGACGUUGGAAAGUGACGAGGCCAGUUUAACCGAAGUCAUCAGACAAGAAAUCCCUAUUUUCUACUAUAGCCUACUCAGAUGUGGACAUGUUUAUUGUGAUAUUUUUUUAAAACCCGUGGAUAUACAGGAUUAUUGAAUUGAACUUGAAUUGAAUAAUUGGUUGAAGAAUGUCAAUAGGCUACUGUAGUAUAUAAGCCUCCUGUAAAGUAUUUUUCAAUUUUAUUUUUCAAUUUUUGAAAACUUUUAGUAUAAAACUUUUUUAAUAGUGGGACUAUUGUUUCGUAGGCUGUUGUCUUUUCAAGUGUUUUAAACAUCCCAAGGCACACAGGAACUGGCCAAGCGAAAGUGACUACCGAAUGCGCGCCCUUUGCGGUGUCUGGGAGUCAUUUCUGCUUGGCGUAAAUUACGGACAAGCGCGUCAUUUCACUUGCGAAUCAUAUUAGCCUAUUGAGGUCCGUUCUUUUAUCCUGGGGGACCACUCACAGAGACACGACAUCUGUGUGACCAUGCUACAAAAUGGUAUUGGUAAGGAGAAACUUUCAGAACCGCCGAAGGCUGAGCCAGAACCAGACUUCCCAUCAGAACCUCCAACCCAGCCAGCCCCAACUGACAGCGCAGUGUCGACGGCACAGGACACGGAUUCCACGCACUUCCCCAUGUCCGUUUACCCCAAAUUGGAGAUAAAGCGUAACGCGGUGACAGACGAUUAUAAGAUAUCUAGUCAGGUCCUUGGGUUUGGGAUCAAUGGGAAGGUUCUGGAAUGCACCAAUAAGAAGACGGGGGAGAAGUGCGCACUGAAGAUCCUCUAUGACAGUCCCAAGGCGAGGCGGGAGGUUGAGCUACACUGGCGGGUGUCGGGGGGGCCUUACAUCGUUGGUAUUCUCAGUCUGUACGAGAACAUACAUCAUGGGAAGAAGUGCCUGCUCAUCAUCAUGGAAUGUAUGCAAGGGGGAGAACUGUUCAGCCGGAUCCAGGCCAGAGGGGACCAGGCUUUCACUGAGAGAGAGGGCUCAGAAAUCAUGCGGGAUAUUGGCACAGCCAUCGAGUUUCUCCACAACAUGAACAUCGCACACAGAGACAUCAAGCCUGAGAACCUGCUGUACACUCAUCAGAAGAGCAACGGUACUCUCAAACUGACAGACUUUGGCUUCGCUAAAGAGACCACGCUACACAACCUCCUGCAGACCCCCUGCUACACCCCUUACUAUGUGGCUCCUGAGGUUUUGGGCCCGGAGAAAUAUGACAAGUCAUGUGACAUGUGGUCUCUGGGCGUCAUCAUGUACAUCCUGCUGUGUGGGUUCCCGCCGUUCUACUCUAACACGGGCCAGGCCAUCUCUCCCGGGAUGAAGCGGAGGAUCAGGAUGGGCCAGUACGAGUUCCCCAAACCUGAGUGGGCUGAGGUGUCAGAGGAAGCCAAACAGUUGAUCCAUCAGCUGCUGAUGACAGACCCCAACGACAGAAUGACCAUCUCACAGUUUAUGAACCACCCCUGGAUCAAUCAGUCCAUGGUUGUUCCCUCCACACCGCUCCACACCUCACGGGUCUUGACUGAGGACAGAGAGAUGUGGGACGACGUGAAGGAGGAGAUGACCAGUGCUCUGGCCACCAUGCGUGUGGACUACGACCAGGUGAAGCUCAAAGACCUGGACACCUCCAGCAACCCACUGCUCAACAAGAGACGCAAGAAGGCCACUGCCGGGGGAAAAUUGGGAGGUACCGUCUGCAACAGCCAGUGAAAGACUGAGGUGGGAGGGAAGCCACAGCCGGAACAGCAGAAAAAGAGGAAGGGAAGCCCAGAGGACACACCUGGAACAGCUGGGAGGAAAAAGGCUGUGGGAGGUCUGGGCAGAAACAUGCAGAAGAGAUUUAUCAGGGGGAGUGUGUUCAUACUUAAAUCAGCAGAGGGAGAAUAGGGGAGGCAUAGAGGAGGGAGGGGGUACUGUUAGGGAACAGCAGGGAAAUGGGAUUUGGAGAUGCUCAGCAAUCAGUCGAACUGAAGGACACAUGAAGUGAUGACAAUGUCUGAAUCUCUUUUCAGGCAAGAUCAGCAGGCCUUCAUACUGUAGGCCUUCCAUCAGUUUUUAAUGUCAUUGUGUGUUAGUGUGGAUGUGUUAUUUUGAAAGAUCGUUCAGGAUCUGCUCUUUAUAUGUUAAGGUAUGUUUGUUGUGUGUGUGCCUGUGUGUUUAUGUGUGUUAUGACCAAUGUUCCCUCUCAUUUUUUUCGGAACUGAGCA
Messenger RNA from Coregonus clupeaformis (lake whitefish), 2244 nucleotides. Its product is annotated as MAP kinase-activated protein kinase 2. Lineage: Eukaryota; Metazoa; Chordata; Actinopteri; Salmoniformes; Salmonidae. Gene Ontology annotation, biological process: toll-like receptor signaling pathway; protein autophosphorylation; intracellular signal transduction. Gene Ontology annotation, molecular function: calcium-dependent protein serine/threonine kinase activity; calmodulin binding; ATP binding. The record is from RefSeq and is a predicted model, not a curated record. The transcript has 10 exons. Gene Ontology annotation, cellular component: nucleus; cytoplasm. Bases 518 to 1747 code for a protein of 409 amino acids.